Messenger RNA from Parnassius mnemosyne (clouded apollo), 729 nucleotides. Lineage: Eukaryota; Metazoa; Arthropoda; Insecta; Lepidoptera; Papilionidae. The record is from the annotation of a GenBank genome assembly.
AUGGUGUUUCCUAAAAGGUCCACACUUAGAAGGAAGGUCAAAGAACGGUUUGAAGAGCUUCAAUUGCAUCUUAAGAAACGACUACAACAAUUUUCAUCUAAAAUGUCAUUUACCAUUGAUGGAUGGACGUCAGUUGCUGGUAGGAGUUACUACGGGGUCACUAUUCAUUAUAUAGACAACGAAUGGAAGUAUCGAUCUGUAGUCCUUGAUUUUAUACCAUCACGCGGUCGACAUACUGGGGAAGAUAUUGCAACGAUUUUCCACGAAUGUUUAUUGGAAUAUGACAUAAUUGAUAAAAUACAGGGUGUCACGGUCGACAACGCAACUGCAAAUACCAAAUUUAUGCAUGAAUUGGACAAACAGCUGCCACACAUUGAUUCAGACAAUCAACAUUUCCGGUGCUUUGCUCACAUUUUGAACCUUGGUGUACAAGAUUUAUUAAAGACCUUAGCAUUACACUGUGAAAGUGACAAUAAGGGACAAGAACAGCAAUAUGAAGACAAUGAAGACGAAACUGAGGAAGAUGAAGAAUAUGCGCCAAAUAUUGCUGACUCACGUACAGCUAUAACAAAAUUACGCAGUAUUUCCAGUAAAAUAAAAAGAAGUGAGAUAUUAAAGAGGAAGUUUCAGUCUGCUUGUGAAGCAGCUGGCGUGCUAUCAAAUCUGAACGCCAUACUCGACUAUCCAACGAGAUGGAAUUCCACAUAUGAUAUGAUUGGAUUUGGUUAA